Messenger RNA from Anoplopoma fimbria (sablefish), 2117 nucleotides. RefSeq names its product calcium binding protein 5b (gene cabp5b). Gene Ontology annotation, molecular function: calcium ion binding. NCBI's taxonomy places the organism in Eukaryota, Metazoa, Chordata, Actinopteri, Perciformes, Anoplopomatidae. The coding region runs from base 95 to 607 and encodes 170 amino acids. The transcript is spliced from 6 exons. The record is from RefSeq and is a predicted model, not a curated record.
AAAAAAAAGAAGCUGAAUGAUAUAGCCACAUAAAAUCUUUUAAAAAAGAAAAUCACAAACACAAGUAGCCAGGAUCUCGACUACGGCCAUCAUCAUGAGUAUUAAACAAGCCUGCAUCUUCCUCAGGGACGGAACGAGGAGACCCACAAGAGCUCUUACAAACGAUGAAAUUGAAGAGUUACGUGAAGCUUUUUUAGAGUUUGAUAAAGAUAAGGACGGUUUCAUAACCUGUAAGGACUUGGGGAACCUGAUGAGGACCAUGGGUUACAUGCCGACUGAAAUGGAGCUCAUAGAACUGAGUCAGAACAUCAACAUGAAUUUGGGGGGACGGGUGGACUUUGACGAUUUUGUGGAACUAAUGACCCCCAAGCUCCUGGCUGAAACUGCAGGGAUGAUUGGGUUGAAGGAACUUAAAGAUGCAUUUCGAGAGUUUGAUUUAGAUGGUGAUGGUGCUAUCACAUCUGAGGAGCUGAAGAAUGCCAUGAAAAAGUUACUGGGAGAGCAAACUUGCAAAAAGGAAAUUGAUGCAGUGGUCAGAGAAGCUGAUAACAAUGGAGAUGGAACAGUUGACUUUGAAGAGUUUGUGAAUAUGAUGUCGCAGAAAUGAGGACAGCAGAAUGAAUCGUUGACUUUGAAUGGAGAGUAUGCCUUUUUAUCUGAUUAUGCAGAUCAUAGCCUACUUCUUAUGAUUCAUUUUAUUUAUUUUUUCUGUUAUUUGAGUGGCAUCUGCCUCUUACACGUUCACUUUGAUGCAUAUAAUAUUGAUAAACAAAUUGAAUGAUAUAUCUAAACAGCAACAUUCUUAAAGGUCCAGUGUGUAGGAUUUCAGGGUAUGUAUUGGUAGAAUAUUAUAUUCAUAACUAUGUUUUCUUUAGUGUAUAAUAACCUCAAACAAAGGAUUGUCUCUUUUCUUUAGCGUAGGACGAGCCCUACAUAUCCACAUAGGAAAACCGGUCCUCUUCACGGAAUCCGCCGUGUUGCAGUUCCAUUUUCCUAAAGUAGCCCAGAACGGACAAACCAAACACUGGCUCCAGAGAGGGCCCUUAGAGUUUUGACAUUACCUGAAGUCCAACGGUUCUCUGAUACACUUUGGAAGGGAGGGGCGAGCCGAGGGAUAUUCAGUUGGUUGCAAUCUUCAACCUCACUGCUAGAUACCAAUACGUCAACACACCGGUCCUUUAAAUUGUUAGAAAUUUCAGUACAGCAUAUUUGAAAAGUUUGUUGUCAUCAGAUCCCCAGACCUCUCCCACAGAGCAGAUACACAUCAUUGUCAACUGUUUUUGAUAAGGAAGAACAAAUAAGUAUGUAAAAUUAGAGGUCUGUGAUGUCCAGCUAAGUAGAAAGCUGAAGUACAGAGUCUCAACAAGUCAAAUCAACUAGUCAAUCAAUAGUAAAACCAAUUGGCAUAAAAAUGCAUUUGCUAUUCGACGAUAACAUGCAUUCAAUUUGUUGACUCCGUCCGUGUCUCACAAUCUGUCUCCCACAAUUAUGACUCGGCUGUUGAGAUUAGCACUAUUUACAGGAUCAAAAACUUGUAAAUAUUGUAACUCCAAUGUUACAUGACUGAGCAUUAGCCCACAGAAGCAAUUAGAACCAGGACACUACAAGGACACAGUUGCAGGACUGAUUUCUCAUGAAUAGUCUGCUUCUGUCUUCCCCAGACGUUCCUUUCAGUUACAAUUGGGCAAACCCCACCCACUCCUAUUCAUAUUGGGUGAAGGGAAAAUGAGAAUUUCAUGAUACCUUGCAGUAGAUAAUAAUGUGUGGGCAGCGUGGGAGAGUUCCAAGGAUUUACUGGAUGCGGACAAUGAUAACAGCUAUUCUCUAAUGCAGCUCCCUGCCUGCUGUAGGAAGUGUCUGCAGUGAAUUGAAUCUGAUCCAGAGGACAUUAUCAAUCAGCUGAAAAUGUUCGGCACUGAAAUUUUUUGAAAAUUGAAAUGCAAGGUGUUUCUCAGAUGUUUGUGAUUAGUCCUUUUUUCUUUGCAAAUUCUACAUGUAUGUAAAAUGUAUUGCAGUAACUUCCCAACAAACAUCCUCACGUGCAUCACCUUCAAAGACACAAAUUCUGUACGUUUUCUUUGAAGAGCCUGUGUUAGUGAGAAAACAUGUUCUUAAUG